Messenger RNA from Helianthus annuus (common sunflower), 1562 nucleotides. RefSeq names its product SUN domain-containing protein 1. The coding region runs from base 136 to 1386 and encodes 416 amino acids. Gene Ontology annotation, molecular function: protein-membrane adaptor activity. Gene Ontology annotation, biological process: nuclear envelope organization. Gene Ontology annotation, cellular component: nuclear envelope. The record is from RefSeq and is a predicted model, not a curated record. NCBI's taxonomy places the organism in Eukaryota, Viridiplantae, Streptophyta, Magnoliopsida, Asterales, Asteraceae. The transcript is spliced from 2 exons.
AACAAGUCUAAUUUAAACGUGGAACCGCUCAUAUUCUGAGUUUUCCCCGUUUCCCUCCAACAUUUUCAAACCCUAAAAAGUUCAAAAUCUUCAUUCCUUUCAACCGAAACCUUCACUGUAAUCUGCACAUUCUCAAUGUCAUCUUCCACCGUCUCAGUCACCGCAAACCCUACCGGUGCUCCGUUACGCAGGCACACACCCACCGCCGUCAAAAAUUCCGACUUAGAUCCAUUCGACACUUCUCCGGUAACCGCCGCAGAAACCAAUCCAAUCAAAGCCGUAACCGAAACUAUUCCAACCAAAAACCCGAAGUUACGAAAACGGACCGCUGUUAAGAGUUCUAGAUCUCCAUGGAAGACCGCUGUAAGUGUUAUUGUUAAGAAUUUGAGUCUGUUAGUUAUACUGUUGGUUCUCAUUCAGAUGAUUCGUAGGCUAGGGUUUAGUCAAAUUGGGGGUUUUGAGUCUGUGUUUAGCCCUAGUUUGGAUUACGAAAGGCGGAUUGCGGAUGUGGAGGAGUUAGUUAUGACUAUAGAGAAUAUGAUGCAAGUUCAAGUUAACGAUGUGGACCGUAAGGUUACGAGUGAGGUUUUAAGUUUAAGAAGCGAGUUAGGUAAGCGAAUUGAUGGCGAGCGAGAUAGAUUUGUGAAAAGGUUUAGCGAAUUCGAUGGACGAGUCAAAAGCGUUGAGAGAUCGCUGAGUGUUAAUAACAUGAUAUCAAAAGAUGAGUUUGAUCGGUUUGUUGAGGAUUUGAAGGGGAGAAAGGGGGUUGGUGAAAUAGGGGGAACGAAGUUGGAUGAGAUUAGGGCUUAUGCUAGGGGAAUAGUGGAGGAUGCGAUUGGGAAGCAUGCUGCUGAUGGGAUGGGUAGGGUUGAUUAUGCAGUGGCGUCAGGCGGGGCGGCGGUGGUGAAGCAUUCGGAGUGGUUUAGUGGUGGGAAAAAAGGUGGUGGUUGGCUUAGUGGGAGUUUAAGGAAUGAUGCGUUGAAGAUGCUGCAGCCGAGUUUUGGUCAGCCUGGCGAAUGUUUUCCUCUUAAGGGAGAUAAUGGUUUUGUUGAGAUUAAGCUUAGGAGUGCUGUUGUUCCAGAGGCUAUAACUCUUGAACAUGUUUCUAAGAGCGUAGCAUUUGACUGGUCAACUGCUCCCAAAGACUGUAAAGUAUGGGGAUGGUCGCGCAACGAGGAAAAUACACAAAAGGAGCACUUGCUGACGGAGUUCACAUACGACCUUGAGAAGAGUAGUUUGCAAACCUUUGAUGUGUUGGACACAGAAGGUGCAAACCCGAUCAUUAUUGAUACAGUCCGGCUACAAUUCAUGUCAAAUCACGGAAGCCCUACACAUACUUGCAUAUACCGGGUCAGGGUCCAUGGUCAUCAACCAGAUGUUUCAUAAGCUAUCUCGGUUCGUUAUUUAUGAAGUCUUAUGCAACUUAAUUGUAGAUUGUGUAUUGUUUUUUCUGACCUUGACUAGUUCGGUUGUAUGUUUCUAUGUUUCUGCUGAGAUCUCAAUUCUAGCAUCUAUGUGAUGGUUAAUGUGUUUUUAUCUAAGGGUUAAUAUCUUAUCUCUCA